CAACAGUGCAACACGCCUGCAUACACCGGCCGAUCUCUGUUCAGGCAUAGUCUUGAAUGCAUAAGUGAUUCCCCAAGCAGUUUCACCGUAAGGGUGAUUGAAGCCAGCUCCCACAGUUUUUCUACGCUUUGUUUGGCUUUUGGGACUUCGAAACAACUUCUCACGUCGCCACGAUGUCCGCGUUUCCUAUAAAACCCCUGGUCAGGCCUAGGGACGAUGGCUUACAGCUGAGCUACCAGCUUCCGCACCGCGUCUAUGCAGCUAAAAGCUACCCGAUUCUCACACCUAACGGCUCUUCAAUCAUCAUAUACGGCUAUGAAAAUGGGUUAAAAAUUGUUUGGAGAGGUGGAAAACCGUUCUCCCCGCUCGUGCAGUCACCAAAGAAGGACCAGAAACCGAAACAGAAAACCAACGGGGGCAACGAUGACGCUGUCAUGAUCAUCGACUCUGAUGAAGAGGACAAUCUUGAAUCGCCAGGAGAUGAGCAGCCUAUCUAUCAGUUCGAGACAGAGGAGCCAGAGGUCGAUCCUUCUCAUCCGUACGAGCAUAUUAUCCGGCAUAUCGAUGUUCCUUUAGGAAGCCUUGUUCUCGAUCUGGCAGUGCCUCGCAUUCUCCCUGAAAUGGCGCGUUCAUCCCUUGAUCCUUUCCCGCCAGUUUUGACCAAGAUGGUUGUUGUUUCUGCUGUAUGUGCGGAUUACUCGACCCGCGUGGUUGCUCUGCCUUUAGUUCCUCCCCAUCCCGCCCAAACAGAUCCUUCAACUUGGCAAAUCCAAACUCUCUCGAUUAGCGGAUUGAUGUCCCAUCAGGAGAUCCCGAGCGGGGUCUCCAUUACAUUCACCUGUCAAAAAAGCGAUAUUGUCGACGAAUCUUCAAGCACGGAAGAGUGGGAUCUUCUCGUGGCCACUCAUUCUGCCGAGGCCUCCGGCACGCUUCUUAUCUACCGGAUUCCAAUUGUGGAGAGUAGCGGCAAAGAAACUACAUACAUUCUGCCCGAAGAUGAUGUUGAGCCCUUCCAACGGUGUUAUUUGCCUGCUCCUGCAAAGAAGAUCUCGUUUAAUCCGUCAUCCUACCCAUCCCUGCGCCACUCCAGCUUGCUCGUGGCAUUCCAUAGUGGCUGCGUCAAGAUCUACUCGUGUUUCUCGGUACGACCGACCAGGAUCUCGCGGAGGGGUUCAAUCUCAAAGAGCAGUGUGGAAGCCACCGAGUUGCAAGGCAAAUGGCUUAUCAGCUUCUAUCCCGGGUUCCAGAAGUCUCCCAGUGGAACUAUGCGUCGGAAAACCAUUGUCGACGCUGAGUGGGUUCUUGGCGGACGCGCUGUGAUUGUUCUACUUGCCGAUGGUGAGUGGGGAGUUUGGGAUAUCGAAGGGGUUGGUCCAGGAAGUGUUAAGGGACCACUUGAGCGUCAAUCCAGCGUCGAAGGAGUGGCCGGUGGCUCGCUGACAGCUUACUCCGUCAGUGGUCGAAUCCUUAAUCCCUUCCCGGGAAGCAGGGCUUCGCUUGAAGGGACUACCGUUGAGCCGCGGCCUCAAUUCGCACCGAUGACACCAUCUACAAAACGAACCCGAGAGGAUACAUUUCUUAAAGGGUCACACGGAAGCUCUUCCAGUCCAUCAGCGUCUGGAGAGAUAUCCGUCUUUCAAACGAACUCGUCGCGGGAUCCGCUGCCUGACGAAUCUGUUUUGUUUCGACACGGGGACCAAGGUGCUGUCAUUCCAAGCCUACUGUCACUGUGGCGAAACGCAAUCAAGGCCACGGGCACGUUCGACGCAUCGAACCGCUGCCGGGUGUCGACAAUCCAGGACGUCUAUCUCUUCGGGGAGAAGUUCAAGGGCGUCGGCUACAUCCCUACCGCGUCUCGCCGUAACAAGGAGACCCAUCGUCGACCAUUUGAUGUUCUCGUCACUGCUGAGCGUCGGAUCAUUAUCCUUGCCCCGAAACUCUCAGAACCAGAAGCCGACCGUGCUCCCGCGCCGGCAAUGACCGAGGCCACCCCUAUGGAGACAGACCAGCUAAGACUACGAAGGGGCGAGCUCGAUGUGGACGGCAUGGACCGCUUACUGAGUGGCAUGGUCAACGCAGGUCGCCUGCAGAGUCCUGUGAAACGAGCGCAACCCUUCUCCUGACGGAAGAUCUGGUGGUAAAAAUCGCCUCAGAUAAGAACUUUUCAACCUCAAAUAAAAUAAGUAGAGAUACCCAUGCUUUUAUCCUUCCUACGUGCAAGUCUUUUCGGUUGUCAAGUGGAAGUUUACUAUAAGCGCAGGCCCAACUUCUUCAAAGCCAUUGGCAAUCCGCGACGCAAGGUGGAGCGCAAGGCGAGGUCCAUGCCUUGAAAUUCCCUCAUCCCCAUCCGGGGUUACUGGGAAUAAGCUCUGUAUCGGACGCGGGACAUCAAGAAUGCAAUUCCCCUGCCUAUUACUCGAAAAAAAGGUCCUCCUAUCUGUUUCUACACGAGACUUAAUUGUCUUCUGUCAGUCUCAGUGCCAUAUAUAUCCCAGUCGACGCUUGGGUCGUACUGCCUGUCCAGUUUCCUUGUACUGGCACUGAUUUGUCGGGUUUCAUCUAGCCUGGCGCAUUCCACAUCAGUGGCAGUGGCAGGGGAAAUGGACAAGCAGCCGAGUUGAAGCGGGAUAAUAUUGGAUUUGCAUCAGGGAAUGCAUGGCAGGGACAUUUGUAGUCUAUCCCGUAAAUGCAGAAGAAGCAUAAAACAAUCAAACUUUAAAUAUGAUGAUAAUAUG
Messenger RNA from Monascus purpureus, 2735 nucleotides. Lineage: Eukaryota; Fungi; Ascomycota; Eurotiomycetes; Eurotiales; Aspergillaceae. The record is from the annotation of a GenBank genome assembly.